Drosophila willistoni is the source of this 965-nucleotide messenger RNA. RefSeq lists its product as uncharacterized. The record is from RefSeq and is a predicted model, not a curated record. NCBI's taxonomy places the organism in Eukaryota, Metazoa, Arthropoda, Insecta, Diptera, Drosophilidae. The transcript is spliced from 2 exons. Bases 1 to 921 code for a protein of 306 amino acids.
AUGUUUGUGGCUGUGCAGAAACUACUUCCAGCAGUGAGUCUGUGGCUCUGUCUGACUCUGGUGAUCGGCGAGGAGGCUGACGUUCAAAUCACAAUUCCUGGCCAGGAGUCAUGGAAACCCAUGAAGCCAAAGAAGCGUCAGGCUAAUAUUAAAUUGGAUUUAGCCGGUUCGGCAACGGCCAAGAGUUAUGAGCCGCCACCAGAGUUUUAUCGAGGGCCGGGAUCAAGUAGUACCAGCAAAUUGGAUAACACGGCGGCAAGUUUCAUUUCGAAACCUAUUAGCUCAUUGCCCAGUCCAGGUCUAGGAGUAGGAGGCGGAGUCAGUGGCAGCGGAGGAGCAGGAGUAUCUCAUUUGCCAUUGCAUGAUGUGAACGAGAAUCUCAGUGAAGCUUAUGAUAAAUGGCGUCAGGGCAACGGUGGUGGCACUGGUGGACUGCAGGAUAGGAUAAGUGUGGGUCACUAUGGCAGCAAAAGUUAUGCCUAUGAUUCUCAUCCGUAUCCCUAUGAAUAUGGUGGUCCGGGACCAGGACCAGCACCAGGCUAUGGCAGUGGAUAUGGCAGUUCAAGCUCUGAAGCUGGACUUCCUUAUCAUGUCUAUAGACCACGUCCCGAGCAUGGCAAUUAUGGACCCGGUGGAGACUAUUCCUAUGGCUAUUCCUAUCCCGUUGAACAUCAUGAGAUUGUCUCGCACAAGGGCUCAUCAGAAUUAUCACCAAAAGCUCUGCUGGCCAAGAGUUUUCUCAUUCCGCUAGCAGGAGCCACUGUGUUGGGCAUAGCAGCUGCCUUGAUAAGUAAUCCUCUGCUAUUGCAGCUAGCCCCUGUUCCUGGUCUGGGUGUGGGUGUUGGGGUUGGUCCACCCAUUGUGGGCAAACGGAAGAGAAGACGGCGUGCCCUAAGAGCCAAUGGAAACGGCGCAAUCUAAUGAAAUUUGUAGCAAUCACAACCAAAAGUUGUCACGUAACUAGA